CAAAACUGACCUUGAGAACAGUGUGAUGCAGAAGAAAAUUAAAAUCCCCAAACUCUCUCUCAGUCACAUAGAAGAAGCUGGGGAGGUUACAGCUUAUGGGGAAGAAGAUGUGGAGCUUAGACACAGUAAGAGGCAAGAUGGGAGGAAACAAAGUGAAGGUACACACAAAAGCAUUGAAGCAGUUGUUGCUCGCCUUGAAAAACAGAACGGGAUGAGUCUCAGUAGUACUUCCAGCCCUGAGGAGGUUUUUAUGGAGGCUGCAGAAGGCAUGAACAAUAUGGACGAUGCUGUAGUUCCUCGGAUUCUGUAUGAUGAAUUGCUGAGGAGCUACCAACAGCAACAAGAAGAAAUGAGACACAUUCAACAGGAGCUUGAGAGAACACGGAGACAGCUUGUGCAACAGGCAAAGAAGCUAAAGGAGUAUGGGGCAGUCGUGUCAGAAAUGAAAGAGCUCAGAGACUUGAACAGGAGGCUCCAGGAUGUACUGCUCCUAAGACUAGGUAGUGGACCUGCCAUUGAGGUUGAAAAAGUGAAACCUGAAUCAAUUGAGCCUGAACCUGAGGUACAGAACACCUUCAGUGAGGAAGCAAAUACAUCAACGUACUAUCCUGCCCCUGUUCCCUCAAUGGACAAGUACAUUCUCGAGAAUGGAAAGGUCCAUCUUGGCAGUGGAAUUUGGGUAGAUGAGGAGAGAUGGCACCAGCUGCAAGUAACACAAGGAGAUUCAAAGUAUACAAAAAAUCUAGCGGUUAUGAUUUGGGGAACAGAUGUUCUCAAGAACAGAAGUGUCACAGGAGUUGCAACCAAAAAAAAGAAAGAUGCCGUUCCCAAGCCACCUCUCUCACCUCACAAAUUAAGCAUUGUCAGAGAAUGUUUGUAUGAUAGAAUAGCACAAGAAACUGUGGAUGAAACUGAAAUUGCACAGAGACUCUCCAAAGUCAACAAAUACAUCUGUGAAAAAAUCAUGGAUAUCAAUAAGUCAUGUAAAAAUGAAGAAAGGAGGGAAUUUGCAAAGUACAAUUUGCAAUAA
This is a messenger RNA of Acanthisitta chloris (rifleman), 1030 nucleotides long. RefSeq names its product BEN domain containing 5 (gene BEND5). Gene Ontology annotation, biological process: negative regulation of DNA-templated transcription. The coding region runs from base 26 to 1030 and encodes 334 amino acids. Gene Ontology annotation, molecular function: DNA binding. NCBI's taxonomy places the organism in Eukaryota, Metazoa, Chordata, Aves, Passeriformes, Acanthisittidae. The record is from RefSeq and is a predicted model, not a curated record. The transcript is spliced from 5 exons.